CAGUUCAAGCUCUUUGCUCUUCUCGCCUCCGUCAUGGCUACUGCCACCGCUAUUGCAGUGCCUGCGGGCGUUUAUCCUAGGCAGGAUAUCAACAUCACCGACCCGAUCACCCUCCCGACUACCCUCCCGACCACGCCCAUCGGAUCCACCCCUAUCGAAUCCACCGCCUCGAUCCCACUCACACCCCUCCCACCUGUCACACCCGUCCCCACCCCUGGCUCCGUCUCCCGCCUCGGCGCCGUCUCUGAAGGCGUUACCCCGCACCAGCUCAUCUUCGCUGCCGAAGCCGCAAACUGUAACAUUAUUCAAUGCGCUGGGGUUCUUGCGUCGGCUGGCUGCAUCGCGCGCGGUGUGAUUACCCUCGAUCCGAGCGGUGUUCUGGACUGUGUUAGUGGGGGGAGCGAUGCUCUUUGCCCCUGCGUCGCUUGCAUCAAUGCGCUCGACGGCUUCUUGAAGAGCCACGGCGUUUGCAAGGACAAAUAGAUCUUUUGGUCUAUCUACACCUUGUAGUGUGAAAUUGGAGGCUCUGCCUACCUAAUAUCCGAGCUAGGCUGUGUGCUUGCUGAUAGUAUUGGCUGAGAGCGCUGGCUGUGUGUUGGCUGGAGUGCUAGCUGAGAGUACUGGCUGAGAGUGCUGAAGCUGGCUUUCUUUCGUUUUUCGUUUGUCUUUCGUUGAUGUUGUUGCACGGUCUCUACUGUUGAUAAUACUUAAGUGGGAAUAUAGCGCUAUAAACCCGUUACGAUCUUUGAUUUUGCAAGCUGUACCGUAUAGCGGUGGUAUUUAACCUGCUAUCCUUGUCAUCCCUGCUAGCCGGAUUUGUCGCGCUAGGGACAGUGAUUCCUUGUCGCGGAACAAACAUGCCCACAGCGAGUAGCAGCAACAGCAG
Molecule: messenger RNA, 886 nt
Organism: Aplosporella prunicola CBS 121167
Lineage: Eukaryota; Fungi; Ascomycota; Dothideomycetes; Botryosphaeriales; Aplosporellaceae
Exons: 3
Coding region: 34-483 (149 amino acids)
Source: RefSeq, a predicted model, not a curated record